AUGCACUGGCCUCACUCUUGAGGUCUUUUAUACACACAGGCGGCACGCUGGAACCCGCCCCGCUGCGGAGUGCCAGACCUCCCGGUGUCACCAGAUGGCCAGAACGGGCGGAAUCGGCAGAAGCGGUUCGUCCUCUCUGGCGGACGCUGGGACAAGACUGAUCUCACCUACAAAAUUAUCAGGUUCCCAUGGCAACUUGUAAAAGCUAAAGUGAGAAGGACCAUCGAGGAAGCUUUGAAAGUCUGGAGCGAUGUGACCCCACUGACCUUCACCGAGGUGCAGGAGGGCCGGGCUGACAUCAUCAUCGAUUUCACAAGGUACUGGCAUGGAGAUAACUUGCCUUUUGAUGGGCCUGGAGGGAUCCUGGCACACGCAUUCUUCCCCAAGACACACCGGGAGGGAGACGUCCAUUUUGACUAUGACGAGACCUGGACUAUUGGGAACAACCUGGGCACUGACCUCCUCCAAGUGGCUGCUCAUGAGUUUGGCCACGUCCUGGGCCUGCAGCACACGGCUGUCUCCAAGUCACUGAUGUCGCCUUUCUACAUCUUUCGCUACCCGCUAAGUCUGAGUGAGGAUGACAAGCAAGGUAUCCAGUACCUCUACGGGAAACCCAAACUGGAUCCUGACCCAACCCCAACUCAGCCAGCAGAGCUGCCCCAGCUGGACCUUGAAACAAAUGAGAUCACCAACGUGGAGGUGAGUGAACAGCUUGCCUGUGUCCUCCUCUAACCCCAUAGCUUGUUCCCAGCUGCUGGGACUGUCCUCACCGUGAGGCCAGCAGCAGGCUUACACACGGUUUGGUGUCCGUGUCUUCCACCCACGCUGCUAAGCCCAGGUCCAGACCCCAUGGCUGCCCGCCACUGGCAGGGGAUCCCCAGCUCUGUUGAUGCCACCUUCGAGGACCCUCUGGGCAAUAUCUGGUUUUUCCAAGAUUCUCAGUACUGGAUUUACGAUGGCGAGAGACGGGUAUCUGGUCCCACCCCAAUUGUGGAGCUGGGCCUCCCUGCAUCCCCUGUGCAGGCAGCUCUGGUGUGGGGGGCUGAGAAGAACAAGAUCUACAUUUUCAGUGGAGGCAACUACUGGCGCUUCAACCCUCACACCCGCCAGGUGGACAACAUCUACCCCCGGACCAUGGCCGACUGGCGUGGCGUCCCUCAGGAGAUCGACGCGGCUUUUCAGGAUGAGUUUGGUUUUGCCUAUUUCUUGAGAGGCCGAGAUUACUGGAAGUUCGACCCAGUCCAGGUGAAAGUGCUGGAGGGCUACCCACGCCAGAUCAGCCAGGACUUCUUCAGCUGUACACCUUCCUCCAACUCCUUCAGAUGA
Molecule: messenger RNA, 1326 nt
Organism: Pygoscelis adeliae (Adelie penguin)
Lineage: Eukaryota; Metazoa; Chordata; Aves; Sphenisciformes; Spheniscidae
Gene: MMP11
Product: matrix metallopeptidase 11 (stromelysin 3)
Exons: 8
Biological process (GO): extracellular matrix organization; collagen catabolic process; proteolysis
Cellular component (GO): extracellular matrix
Molecular function (GO): metalloendopeptidase activity; zinc ion binding
Source: RefSeq, a predicted model, not a curated record